Fusarium vanettenii 77-13-4 is the source of this 1137-nucleotide messenger RNA. RefSeq lists its product as uncharacterized. The transcript is spliced from 4 exons. NCBI's taxonomy places the organism in Eukaryota, Fungi, Ascomycota, Sordariomycetes, Hypocreales, Nectriaceae. The record is from RefSeq and is a predicted model, not a curated record. The coding region runs from base 1 to 1137 and encodes 378 amino acids.
AUGGCUUCUUCCGUCGUCAACGCCCUCACUGGUGCUGCCAAAACCCGCAUCGUCCCUGCACGUCGCGGCUUUGCCUUCGCCGUCAAGGCUGGGUGCCGGUUUCGCAUUAUCGAUGUCCACGGAGAGCAGGUCGUUGAUAUGAUGGCCUGGCGUGCCCCUUACUCGUCCGACACCUCAUGCGAGCAUUUUCUACAUCUUAUACAAGAUGAUCCGCAGGCAAAGUUUGAGUGGUACCAGGUUCACGAUCCUUUCAACACGUUCCAAAACACUCCCUACUACACCAUGAAAGGCUGGAUGGACUCGAGCAAGGCAGGAGACUUUAUCAAAUUUGAGGCGCUCAUGGACUCAGUCGUUGCAGUCAGCUGUUGCACAUAUGAGGAGGGUGGUUUCAAUGGGGGGAAAUCUACUGAUGUUGCUGUUAGCUGGCAAGAUCGCCCAUCGGCUUUGUCAGGAUCUUGUUGUCGCCGACCUGCCAAACCGCAACCCCUUUCGCCAUCUGGUACCUAUGGGAGUACACCACCCCAUAUUACAGCAAGCGAUAAUAGCGGCCGCAUCUGCAUACAUGUCGCAUUUUCUGAAAGCACCUUUACCUGGCGAAACCGCCUCUACCUCACCUUCAGUGGACUGGGACGGCUCUGUGGAAACAUCACAUCGAGCAUUGAUGCAUCCAUUCCAGGCCAGACAGAGAAGCCUGAGGCUUUUAUAAAUGGCCAUCCAGAACCUUCAGUCUUUUAUUCUGCGUUUGUGCAGUCCUUGGUGGAAGAUCCUCUUUCUGGCCUCCUAGCAACGAUCACCCAGAGCAAGUCAACUCUCCUGGAAAAAGCCUCUCUGAACAGCUACAUGUGCUGUCCUGCUGGGAUAUUGCAGUUACUCGCGACUGCCGCACGGCUCUUCAAUGAGGCUGCUGACGACGAAACCGCUGGCGAUGUGAUGAAAGCAGGACUUGAUCUUUUCAAUACUGCCCUGUCAUUUGACAUUAACUCCUGGGCAGUAAACACCUCUUGCGUUCCGAUUGAGCGACACCCUAUGAACAUUCAGCGCCGGAAACAUGCAGGGGCUGCUCACCAGCUUUCGGUUUGCUUAUAUAUCCUCCACGCCAUCCCAUCUAUCCAUGGCAUGAUACCAUGUAAUCUCUGA